Molecule: messenger RNA, 8127 nt
Organism: Paramisgurnus dabryanus
Lineage: Eukaryota; Metazoa; Chordata; Actinopteri; Cypriniformes; Cobitidae
Gene: kcnq3
Product: potassium voltage-gated channel, KQT-like subfamily, member 3
Biological process (GO): potassium ion transmembrane transport
Cellular component (GO): voltage-gated potassium channel complex; membrane
Molecular function (GO): voltage-gated potassium channel activity
Source: RefSeq, a predicted model, not a curated record
CUCGCGUCUGAAAUCCCGUGUGCGAGGCGCGCGCUAGCCAUCCUCCCACCCACACCGCGCCACCGUCAAGCGUCUCCACGAGCAUCAGUAACACCAAAAGAAACGGAUUCAGCAAUCAUGCGGACGCGCGCUGAAUACGCCUGUCCGCCCCGCGCCUCCCUUCCCGAACCAAGUCCUUAAAUGACCCACGGCCACUAAGGAGCUCGCGCUUUCCCCGUCCGGAUCAUGGCAUGCGCCCCAUCCCGGACUUCCACACGCGCGGCGCCGAGGUUCGAGAGCAGUGAACAUGGGGAUCAGGUCCAGAAAUGCCGCUAGCGGGGCCGAGGACUCCCGCGAGCGGAAGAGCGGGCUGGCCGGAGAGCUGGAGCAAUGCGCGGUGCAGGAGAGGGACGGCGCGCUGCUGCUCGUCGGUUCGGCCAGGGAAGCGGACUUUAAACGGGGCUCGCAGAACAUCGGUCUGCUCGCCAAGACGCCCCUGGGCUACACUCGUCCCGUGAAGAGGAAUAACAUCAGGAAGCGGCGGAUCCAGAACCUCAUCUACGAUGCGCUCGAGAGACCGAGAGGAUUGGCGCUGCUCUACCACGCGUUUGUGUUUCUGAUCGUUUUAGGAUGUCUCAUUUUAUCGAUUUUAUCAACGUUUAAAGAACACGAGAAAGACUCUGCUUACGGGCUGUUCAUUCUGGAAGCGUCUACUAUCGUUAUUUUUGGGGGAGAGUACGCAUUGAGGAUAUGGGCUGCUGGCUGCUGCUGUCGAUAUAAGGGCUGGAGAGGGCGACUCAAAUUUGCCCGCAAACCCCUGUGUGUCCUGGAUAUCUUUGUGCUGAUCGCUUCGGUACCUGUGGUUGUAACCAGUAACCAGGGAAAUGUGUUGGCCACGUCGCUGCGCAGUUUGCGUUUCCUGCAGAUUCUUCGGAUGCUACGGAUGGACCGCCGUGGAGGAACCUGGAAACUGCUGGGAUCUGCAAUAUACACACACAGCAAGGAGCUGAUCACAGCAUGGUACAUCGGUUUCCUGUCAUUGAUCUUGGCUUCUUUUCUGGUCUACCUGGUUGAGAAAGAUGACAACUCCACAGAACUCCCAAAUUUCGAUGGCGAGUCCCCAACACCAACCCCACAGGACUUUGACACCUAUGCAGACGCCCUCUGGUGGGGACUGAUCACCUUGACAACCAUUGGUUAUGGUGACAAAACCCCAAAGACAUGGGCUGGGCGUCUUCUGGCCGGGACCUUUGCUCUUAUUGGUGUGUCGUUUUUUGCUCUUCCAGCUGGUAUUCUAGGUUCUGGGCUUGCUUUGAAAGUUCAGGAACAGCACAGACAGAAACACUUUGAAAAACGUAGACAUCCUGCAGCUUCAUUAAUACAGGCUGCAUGGAGAUAUUAUGCCACAAAUCCAAUCAGAGAAGAUCUCAUAGCCACAUGGAGGUUCUACGAGACUGUGAUAUCUCUGCCAUGCUUCAGGAAGGAUCCUCUUGAGGUGAUGGCAAGCCAGAAACUGAGUUUGUUGGAUCGCGUGCGCUUGUCGACUCCAAGAUCGUCAAACGUGAGGGCGCGCGUGAUGAUGCCCGCUGCGAAUCCUGAGAAUGUGUCGGGGAACUGCGGGCCGGCGGAGACCGCAGAGGAAAGUCCAUCAAAAGAGGGAAAACCAGCGGGGUUCAGUAACAGAGAGAGAUUUCGAACAGCUUUCAGAAUGAAGGCCUACACCAUGAGACAAAGCUCUGAGGAUACAAGUGCUCUGCCUGACCCCACCCCGGAGGAGAAGGGCUUCCCGCCUGAUAUACUGAUGGAGGAAAUGAUACCAACUCUCAAAUUAGUAAUAAGAGCAGUGAGGAUUAUAACAUUCCUGUUGACUAAGAAGCAUUUCAAGGAGACCCUGAGGCCAUACGAUGUGAAGGAUGUGAUUGAACAAUACUCUGCGGGACAUCUGGACAUGCUUACCAGAAUCAAAUAUCUACAGACACGAAUAGAUCUGAUUCUGACACCUGGACCAUCUCUCACUCCAAAACACAAGAAACCCCAGAAAGCACCAUUUCCAUACUCCACCCAACAGUCACCAAGACAUGAGUCAUAUCUUGCCAAAGCAGGCCUUCCAGAUGCCGAAGACCAAAGCAUGAUGGGUAGAUUUGUGCGUGUUGAAAGACAGGUGGAAGACAUGGAAAAGAAACUGGAUUUCCUGGUGGAUAUGCAUAUGCAACAUGACUUCACAGGCCCCGCCCACAUGACCAUGGAGCGCUGCGACCCCACUUUGACUGUCAGUGUUGCAGGAGACUGCGUUUACUGCAGCUACGCCCCACCAAUACACAACACACCAUAUUAUUCACACUCGAACGCACACCCCCAGAGACCCACGGUCCUGCCUAUUAGCCCACUGCCAAGCCACUCCCCAUCCUCUAACGUCAGCCAAUCGGGGGGCCAGAGGGUGGGCACCCCGCUAUCCCUCCUGUCAGUCACUCACGAAGAGCUUGAACGUUCGCCCAGCGGGUUCAGCAUCUCCGCAGAGAGAGAGGAUGUCACAGGCAAGACCUCCGGGUUACCGGGAGGGUCAAGCUGGGGUCGUGACCGCCGACAUUUGGCCGAGGGGGAAACGGAUACGGACACCGAUCCCUUUACCCCCAGCGGACCUGUGCCAGCCUCGUCAACCGGAGACGGGUUCCACUCCGAUGGAGUGUGGGGAACCCCACCUUAAAGACUCGCACACACACUUUCUUUAUAACGACUGCAGACUUUGUACAGCAAAAGACGACACGUAAUUACACGCGCACGGACAUUACUACUCAUCGUAUCUAAAUAUGUAUUCACUUCACGCUUUACCCCUGCGAAGCAAAAGAGCACUGCAUGGAAUGCAUGCGUUUUAUCUCUAGUGGUAGAUACUGCCCUCGGCAGACCGAGAUGUGUGAUUGAUUAUACUUGACUGGAAACUUUUAGAAAGGAGAGAAACAACCGAUGCUAUGCCAUUUUUGUAAACAUUUAUUUUUCUAUUUACACGUGUUUUCAUAAGCAUGGAAUGCAUGACAUCCACAGAGCAGCUAAAUGUAUUGAGGUCUCCUCUGGUUUGCACUUGCUUUCGUUUCUACAACUUCAGUUCGAGGAGAAAUCUCACAAGCUUGCUUUUUUAUUUUAUGGUCGUAAUUCCAGAAAGCUUUUGCACGCAGCUUGUGUCCCGACUGACAGUCCGUUCGGCGCACACUGCACUCUGUGGAAAAUCUCUUAAGCACACUCACAUUUUUGCAGAAUUAAGAUGUUAUGGAAAGUCACCACCAUAGCUGUUUAGGGACCAAAAAACAAAUUACUCCAAGAUUCCACUCUGCCUCAGUUAGGAAUUCCUUAAGGAAAAUAUUGUUUGCCCUUAAUCCAACAGAUGAGCACAUCCCCUCUGUAAAUGUCACAGAAAACUGCUUGCCUGCAUAAAGAGUAUUCCCACAGCAUCAUGGGACCAAUGUUUCCAUGGUAACCACAGCUUCAUUGUGGUUAACCUACAUCUAAUACAUAAACCGUUUCAGGGCAAGACAGGAGUUGCUUGGAGACAUUUAAAAAAAUUUACAUUUUUAAUCCUUAACAGCAGGAAUAUUGUUUAACGCUGACCUUCAAAUUACAGUAUUCCUCACUCACUUACUUUACAACAAAUACAUAGGUCUUCCAAAAGGUUUUAUGUGAAACAGAACCUUUAAAGUAAACCUGCGUAAAUUUACUGUUCAAAUGUAAGUGUUUUGUCUUUUAAAAUUAAUAUAAUGCGUGAUGUCAACUUCUGAAUUUCGAGUUCUCUUACCAAUGUCUAAAUCUCUUGCUUUGAUGUUUUCUCCCACAUUCGACAAUGUCUAAAUUUAACCAAGUCUCUGGCUAGAAAACAUCAUUUGUGCUGCACUGAGUAUAGCUCGACUGAGGAAGACAUUUUUGUCUACGGGCCUGUUUACACAUGGUAUUAAAGGGAGAGUUAACUCAAAAAUUAAAAUUGUGUCAUAAUUUGCUCACCCUCAGGUUGUUUUAGAUCUGUAUGCAUUUCUUUUUUUUAUGAAAACAGAAGAUAUUUUGAUAAAUGAUUGUAGCCACUUCCAUAGCAGAAAAAAACUAAUCUUCUAUUUUAUUUUAUUUUAUUUAUAUUCUAUUUUAUCAAAAUAUCCUCAUCAUCCUUUAUCACAAUACUUCUAUAAUAUUUGUUUUUCCUAUGAAAGUCAAUGGUUUCCACCAGCUGUGUGCUUAUUAUCAUUUAUCAAAAUAUCUUCUUUUGUGUUUAUCAGAAAAAAAUCCUACAGGUCUAGAACAACAUAAGGGUGAGUAAAUUGAGACAGAAUUUUCAUUGUUGAUUGAAAUAUCCUUUAAGAUGUGCUUGGGUCAAUCGGAUAACAAGUGGAUGACGCUAAAAAUAGGUGUUAAUGGGAUGUAAACCAUUUUGAGCUUGUCCACUUUCGACUACUUACGGAGGUAGUCGAAAACCCCUUUGACCGAAUUGCUUUUGCGGUAUAGACGCGCAUGUGGUUGAAUGUGUUUGAACAGUGACAAAAACUGCCUACUCUCCUCCUACUGAUCUAACGUGUGAUGUUAGAUACGGAAGUGACUUAGGGCGCACUCACAUUAUCCAAACCAAACCAAACCAAACCAUGCCCCAGCGCAAUUGUCACCCCUCCCCACUCCCCCAGGUGCACGCACUCACACUUUACUUUUUAUCGAUUCGAGUCCGGGCGCGCUUUCGUCAUUAAGAUGCGAUUGUUUUGAAAAAAGUAGGAAGUAAAGCUCUGUCUUAACACUGGAACCCACCAUAAUGAUAAGUCUGUGUUUUUUAUUACAGACAGCCCUCUCACAUGUCAUCAUAUUGCUUAGUUGAUCUGUCACGUGUGCAGCUCGGACAUCCACGUAACCCCGCUGCUCGCAUCAAAAGGUUUUUACGGAAGCAGACGAAGGUGAGUGGUCGCGCAACUGACGUCUUCACCUUUUGAAUCGCACUCAGGCGCGAUUGCGCUCACACCACAGCCUUCCGCGUCUCAGCCCAAGUGAACCGCGCUCCGGCCCACCUCUGCAACCCGGCCGCGGCGCGAUUAACCAAUCCGCGCCGGGCGCGGAACAGAGCGAUCACACUAGUCAAACAAACCAGGCUUUGGGGGUCAAACGUGCCCGAGCGCGGUUUGGUUUGGAUAGUGUGAGUGUGCCCUUAAGUGCAAUUCAUCGACGGGCUGCUAGAGACUGGCUCCCAUAGACCCCCAUGUUAAAAUGCUGCUGUCACUACCAUUGAGCUUGGUUUCACCAACCAGCCACCUUAGCUUAACCCACGUCCCGCCUCUUUAACUAUUUUCGGUUAUGCGCGAGUGAUGCGCGUUGACAUGCAGUCAAGAUGGCGACAGCAGGCUUUGCCAAUUAUUGGCUUCAAAAAAGCUCUUCACAAACCCAUGGGUGAUGUCACGGACACUACGUCCUUAUUUUUUACUGUCCAUGGAUGUACCAAGCACAGUGUUCUUACAUCUGUGCAAACUUCUAGUGCGAACCCACAGUGUUUGGUGUGGUCUAGGAUAUCAUUGCUAAAACAAAAACGCCUGCUCCCCGCCACUUUAAUUUUUGUUUCAUUUUGCGAGCUUGUGAGUUUAUUUCAAGUUGCUUGAUCUUAUUUCAUCAAUUGCUCUAAAAUAUCUGAGAAAGCUCUUACAUAUACAAGUACAAAACCUUGUGCAGCAUGUUUACUAACCACACAAACAGCGGUGCUCUGACUUAAUAUUAACUCUUUCCCCGCCAUUGACUAGUUAUCUCUUCAAUUAAGAGUAAAUCCAUAUUUACGCUAUUAUCCACUAGAUGGCACUCUUACCCAACUUAUAAAACACUGAAGCAUCUACUUAGCCCAAAAACGUAAAAAAUCUGUGUAUGUUUUGAUCAUUGCUCUGAAUCUGAUCUUUAACAACAGUCCUUUGCAAAAAUGCAAUAAUCUCAGCUUUUUGCUCAAAAUUUGGUAUUGUCAAAGAAACCCACCCAUAUUAUGGGAGGGGAUAAAAAGAGAACAAAUGAAGAUAGGAUAAAACUUUUUUUUGAAAGCAGAGGGUCUGUUCAUUUAUUUGAUAAAUUGUAUGUUUAUAUAAAGAAGAACAUUUUCUGUAAGGCAUUAAACUUUUUUGAAAAUCAUAAAAAAUGCUGGCGCUGGCUGGCAACUUUUUUUUAAAGUGCUUGCGUGGAAAGAGUUAAUGUGCAUCACUUUAAACCCUUCAUUUCUCCCGCUUGUGUUUUAACAAAAACCAAGUGACUCACGCAUAGGACAAAAGUGGUCAAAAGAGAGAUAUUUAAAACACCAGUUGUGAAGAAACAUGCAUCGCUCUUGUCCACUUGUCAUCCGCAUCUUAAUACCAGGUGUAAGCAGACCCUAACAGGGUCUUGCUAUAUAAGUGUAGGGUUGAACAUAGUUAAUGCCUGUCUGUGUCAUCAAAAACUGUUUUGAGUUUCUCAUCUCACUCACCCGACCCCAGAGAUGCUUAACAAAUCUUCAUCAAUUUGCACAACUGUAACAAAUGCAUCACAUGCAUUUUUAGGAUUCAACGAAGAUAGUAGUUUCUAAUUUUGAAGACAUAGCACUGAAUUUACAGAAUAAAAGAGAGUACAAAAGCCAUACUAUGAAAAAUAACAUUUGUCCUAUUUACAUCUAUCUAGCAUUUAUUUUAUGGACAGUAUUGAAUAUGGAUUAUUAUCCCACACUAAAACCUAUUUAAUUUAACCUAGCCUAACACUGCUGUCCAUCCCUGUCUAACAGAACUGCCUUUGCCUUAGACUUGAAACUAUCAAUGAUAACCUGCAGACUAAACACAAAAGCUGUUUCAGAUGAAUGACUGUGUCUGGUUUUCUUUAUGACUAAUGGCUGCUGUCUCUGAUCUCAAACCACUGAGACACACUGAUACACUGCUGUUUAUUGUUUGUGCCUUGGUCUUUUAAAGCAGCAGUCGCUGUCAAUCGCUCAUAUGUUCUCAUUCUGUUUAUCAUGAAUCAAACCUGCCAUUAUUUUGCUUUUUAGGCCAUCCAUACUCAUUUUGCUCUCGUCGGUAUCAACCAAGAUUUCGCUCACUUUACUAGGACCAUUUCGGUUUUUAAAACCCAGCAAAUAAUGUUUUUCUUCUUCUUGGUUUUAGAUGAACUGAUUUCACACUAGUGGCCUUCUAAGCUCUUAUAUUCAUUCCAGUUUUUGAAUAAUCUUUAUUUACAUUCUGGUCAAGGCCAGUUUUAAUCGUUUAAUUUGACGAGAUAAUAUGCAAAUGUUAUGACUAACUUAUGAUUAUGAUUUCUUUUGUUAAAUCUUCAAAUUGCACCAGUUAGUAAUAAAGAUGUUAAAAUAUAAAAAUCAAGAUUUGUUCUGCUUUUUUAUUGUAUCCACCUGUUUCUUGACGUAAAUGUGGGCGCUGCCAUCUUUGAGCUUUCCUGUUUAUGACUUCCGUUGAGCCACUAAAGCUAAUGGAAGUCUAUUGCAAAGGACACAAGUGUGGCGUUUUGACUGGCUGUUUAAUGUUUAUUAUGAAAUCCAGGAAGACCGACAUAAUUUGUGCAGUUAGGGGUUGCCAUAAUAGCUAAUACAAACGCAGUAAAUCUCUACAAAACAUUUGUUUUAACCAUAAUCCAUGCACAAGAACUGAAUGUGUAUGUGGCGCACAUGCACUCAUGAUCUGUAUUUACAAAUCCAUCCAGUGAAACCUUUCAUAGAAACUACCAGUGAACAAUAAAUACAAUAAUUGUUCAAAAACAACUAAUAUUAUGCUGAUAAAAAUAUGCUGAUUUAGCGGAUUUAUUUAUUCUGCUACUAUAUAUUAUUACAAAAAUGUGAUUACAGUACAGAAUAUAUGCAACAUAAUCUGCUUAGUUAAUGUUUAUAUUUAAUAUGUUUAUUAUUCAAAUAACUUACAAUGUGUUGAAUGAGAAAGAUACUGCUGACAGUGUCGGACUGCAUCGGACUGUGUGUAAAAUGUUGUAACAUUUUAAACUGAAAAAGUUAAAAACACGAAGUCUUGGUAAAUUCCAUGUAGAAACACUUGACUGACUUUCCCAUUGUAAAGAUACUGGUUUGUCUCUGUGCUUUUAUAUUCAUGCAUUAAAGACCUGUCACCUCCGAUCAAAACACGAAAUUAUUAUGUAAUGUUCAGUGAACAUGCAAUAAAAAAUAAACACAAAAAGAUUAAA